Molecule: messenger RNA, 383 nt
Organism: Vanrija pseudolonga
Lineage: Eukaryota; Fungi; Basidiomycota; Tremellomycetes; Trichosporonales; Trichosporonaceae
Product: UPF0057 membrane protein
Exons: 6
Coding region: 84-263 (59 amino acids)
Cellular component (GO): membrane
Source: RefSeq, a predicted model, not a curated record
UCACUCCUCUCACUCCUCUGCUCUACACUGAUCGCUAUCCCACCCCUACACCCUCCUUGCGCCAUCACACGUCAACCACUACAAUGGCCGACUCGACGUUCCGCAACUUCCUCCUGGUCAUCAUCGCCCUCUUCAUCCCUCCAAUCCCGGUGUACAUGAAGGUCGGCUGCACCGCCCACCUCCUGCUCAACAUCCUCCUCUGGUUCCUCGGCUGGAUCCCCGGUGUCAUUCACGCCAUCUACAUCAUUGCCAGCCGGCCAUAGGCGAGGCGAGCGCGCAUCUCGCCUCGCCUCGCCUGCCCGGCGCCCCGCAGCGGCAGCCCACGACCCGUCUUACCCCUUCUGUACCGCCCGCUGUUGUAUGCAGCCUUAAUAUGGUUUCAA